Messenger RNA from Bradysia coprophila, 2944 nucleotides. RefSeq names its product glutamate receptor ionotropic, kainate 2-like. Gene Ontology annotation, molecular function: signaling receptor activity; ligand-gated monoatomic ion channel activity. Gene Ontology annotation, biological process: monoatomic ion transport. The record is from RefSeq and is a predicted model, not a curated record. Gene Ontology annotation, cellular component: membrane. NCBI's taxonomy places the organism in Eukaryota, Metazoa, Arthropoda, Insecta, Diptera, Sciaridae.
AUUUUCCACGUCGAGAGAAACCAUUUCAUUUUACACUUACGGCAGUCCGAAAAUAUCAGUGAUGUCGCAAAUACAUUUUUCAAUUUUUAAGGAAUUUUUGUGAUCAUUGUCUUCCAGUGAAAAUGAUUUUUCUAAAUUAUUUCAUUGCUUUUUUUCACAUAUGUUCCUUUGCGUAUGGUUAUGGUGGAAUACCUGUUCGUAUAGGUGGCAUAUUUACAGAGACCAAUAGCGAUUUAGAGACUGUAUUUCGUAAUGCACUAGAUCGAAAAAAUAGUGAAAAUCAUAGGUUCCAAUUCAUUCCAUUAGUGCAUCGGGUCGACCCAGAUGAUAGUUUUGGAGCGGAAAAAAUUGCAUGUGAAUUAGCAUCCGAUGGUGUUGUCGCUAUAUUCGGACCGAAUUCCAUUCAAACAUCAAAAAUUGUUGGUUCGGUCUGCAAUGAAUUGGGUAUACCACACAUCCUAUCUAAUUGGAGUCCGGGAGAAGUACGGGAUGCAGCCAUGCAACAUGCCUAUACGCUAAAUUUUUUCCCCGAAAACAAUCUGUUCGCACAAGCGCUGGCUCAAAUUAUUGACGAUUAUGAGUGGAAUGGAUUUACCUUACUUUACGACAACAAUGAAAGUUUGGAAAGACUUCAAGACGUAUUGGAGAAUCAUGGACCGGACGAUAAUGCAAUAACAAUACUUCAGCUACCUGAAGAUGAAGACUAUCAACCAAUACUGAAAUUUAUCGAAACUUCACAAGAAAAUCACAUUGUAAUUGACUGUGAGCCCGAGAAAGCAAUUAAAAUAUUUAAACAAGCUUUUGGUGUUAAAAUGAUGGAAGAAUAUCAGAGUUAUAUCAUCACAUCGCUUGACUCUCAUUUUCUGGAUUACAAAGAAUUAGGUUUUUUCCGUGCCAAUAUCACGGCGAUACGUCUGAUGGAUCCAUUGAGUGAAGAAGUGAGAGAGGCCGUUACGAAUUGGCAACAAGCUGAAAGGGGACGGAGGGGAUACACAGGGAUUUAUGCGGAUCGAAUUAAAACGGAAACAGCCCUAUUCUAUGAUGCAGUACAGACCUUUUUGGUUGUAUUCAACGAAUCGAAUGCUGCAGUACCUAUUCGAUCACAUCAAUCAAAUUGCCGUCAAAAUGAUAAAUGGAAUCAGGGCCUGCAAUUGGUUAAAGCACUUAAAGAGAAAACCCACAGAGGUAUGAGUGGUCGCAUUUGCUUCGAUAAUGAUGGACAUCGCACUGACUUUCAUAUGGAAGUUUUGGAACUGAACAAAGAGGUCGGCUUCAAGAAAAUUGCUAUUCUUGAUCCCCUGACAAUGAAAAUUGCUUAUACAAGAACAUCGGCAGAAGUCUUUUCCCAGGUGACCCAGUCAUUGCAGAAUAAAACGGUUAUCGUUGCGUCCAUAAUUGGAGCGCCUUUUUUGACCAGGAGGAUAGCGAAAGAGGGCGAAAAAUUGGAGGGCAACGAAGAAUUUGAAGGUUACUCAAAAGAUGUCAUCGAAACACUCGCAUUGAAUAUUAAAUUUUCCUAUAAACUGGAACUUGUUGACGAUAAUAAGCAAGGAUCGUAUGAUAAGAAAACGAAAAAGUGGAAUGGACUCGUGAAACGUCUUCUUGAUCGAAAAGCAGAUUUGGCGAUAUGUGACCUAACCAUUACCUAUGAACGACGCACCCAGGUGGAUUUUACUAUGCCUUUUAUGACUUUAGGCAUAAGCAUCCUCUAUGCCAAACCUCAUAAAGAGCCUCCGGAUUUGUUUUCGUUUAUGUCUCCGUUGUCGCUGAGCGUGUGGAUUUACAUGGCAACAGCGUAUCUGUGCAUUUCAGUGCUACUAUUCUUUUUGGCUAAAACUGCGGCUGACGAUUGGGAGAAUCCCCAUCCUUGCAAUACUGAUCCCGACGAAUUGGAAACAAUUUGGAAUAUGCACAACUGUAUUUGGUUAACAGCUGGAUCCAUUAUGCAGCAGGGUUGUGACAUUCUCCCUAAGGCAAUUUCAACUCGUCUGGCGGCUGGAUUAUGGUGGUUCUUUGCUCUGAUUGUUAUUUCCUCUUACACGGCUAAUUUGGCUGCUUUUCUCACAAUGGAACGAAUGGAGGCUAGCAUUGAGAGUGCGGAGGAUUUAGCGAAACAGAGCAAGAUUAAGUAUGGUGGUGUAAAGGACGGAAGCACAAUGGCAUUCUUCAAGAAAUCCAAUUUUUCCACAUACCAACGAAUGUGGGCUGCUAUGGAGUCGGCCGAACCGUCGGUAUUCGCUCAGAACAACGAAGAAGGAGUGGACCGAGUGAAAAGGGGAAAUCGUAUGUAUGCCUUUCUCAUGGAAUCCACCUUGAUUGAGUACCACUCCAAUCGAAAUUGCAAUUUAACACAAGUCGGUGGUUUGUUAGACUCAAAAGGUUACGGAAUAGCGAUGCCAGUUAAUUCACCAUAUCGAAGUCUCAUAAGUGAAGCGGUCUUGAAGCUGCAAGAAGAUGGAACACUUCAACGUCUGAAAACGAAGUGGUGGAAAGACGAAAAUCUAAAAGUAAAUUGCGAUGAGGGUAAACAGGGCGCUACUGCAACUCCAGAACUGGGCAUGGCCAAUGUUGGUGGCGUAUUUUUAGUAUUAGCUUGUGGAUUGGGAGUGUCGAUUCUCAUCGGAAUUUUGGAGUUUCUGUGGAAUGUCAGCAAGGUUUCCGUAGCCGAAAAGAUCACCCAGUGGGAAGCAUUCAAAGCUGAGGUGUUGUUCGCCCUCGACAUUCGAAUAACAACGAAACCAGUGAACAAAGCCCCAUCGGAAAGAUCUCGUUCAGUGUCGAACCGUUCGUCGAAAAGUCUUGAAGCGGACCAAGCGAUCGUGCCAGGAUGGAGAUUCAAUUUGGAAGAGAAACAGCGGAAUAAAGCUUAAAAUUUUGUCGAUUUAUUCAGGAUGUUAAUCAAUUUGAUGUUUAUUUGAUGAAAAAAGAAAUUAUCUUUGAGGAA